Molecule: messenger RNA, 4784 nt
Organism: Prorocentrum cordatum
Lineage: Eukaryota; Dinophyceae; Prorocentrales; Prorocentraceae
Source: the annotation of a GenBank genome assembly
GAGCUGGACCGCAGAGAGGAACUCGGAUCGACGGCGGGCAGGAGCAGCACAUCGACCCGCGAGUGCUGAAGAAGUGCCCGAUCUUCAACGGCAGAGACGAAGCCUGGCAGGAGUGGUCAUUCAUCUUCGAGAGCGUGUGCGGGAUGGGAGAUCUAGAGGACACCCUCGACGCAGCAUCGAGAGACCUGGCGGACCUGAAGUUCAGCGUGUUCAGUCCAGAACAGCAGCAGAGGGCCAAGCAGCUCUACUUCCUGCUGGUCAACACAGUCAGGGGCAAGGCACUGACGUUGGUGAGAGGCGCGGAGAAACAUAAUGGCAUCAUCGCGUGGAAGAGGAUCAAAGCUGAGUACGCGCCAGACGUCGGAGGGAGACACACCGCACUGUUGAUGGGGAUCUUGCAGCCAGGCUGGGACCAGAAAGCGACAAGCCAGGAGUUCACGAACGACAUGACAGCAUGGGAAACCCGCAUCACAGAGUACGAGACGGAGAGCACCGAGACGGUCAGCGACGCGAUGAAGAUCGCAGCGCUGGCAAGCCAUGCUCCCGAAUCAGUUCGAGCAAUGGUGAGACUGGCGACAGGGCCAGCGAACAGACGCUAUAAGGAAGUGCAGCAGAGCAUCCGAGAGCACCUCCAGUUCGGCAGGACCUUCAACAAGAACGGCAGGAGUGUCGGAGCCGAUGACCAGAUGGGACCUGCACCGAUGGACGCCGACGCAGCUUACAACAGUUGGAAAGGUGCCGGAAAGGAUCGCGGCAAAGGUGGCAGUGGCAAAGGCAAAGGUGGUUGCUUCAUCUGCGGGCGGCCUGGACACAGAGCUGAGAACUGCAGAUUGAAGGGUGAAGGAAAAGGCGACGGCUCAAAAGGUAAAGGUCGAGGUGGAGCAGCAGCAGGACCCAUGACUAGGUUCGAGGGCGACUGCAAGCACUGUGGCAAGAAAGGACACAAGUGGGCCGAAUGCAAAUCUCGACUCAGAGGAGAGCCACCAGCCAAACAGGUUCGACCAGUCGAAGAGAAGCCAGCGACGGCGGUCAUCGAGGAGGUGAAAGCGGACAACGACAACGAGUACGGGUGCAAGCUGCGCGAGCACUGGGGCGACUACAGCGACGUAGAGGGCCAGCACGAGGACACAGGCAAGCACGACGAGGAUCCAGAGGUGCACCCCUGGGAGAUCGAAGCCCACGAGUGCGAGGAUAGCCACGCGCAUGAGCACGCGGGCCAGGUCGAGACCAUUAAUGACGACGAGGUCGAGUCGCCAGAGGUUCAGGGCGACGACGACCAAGAGGGCGGCGACCAGAGCGACGAUGGCGACAAGUGGGUGUUCAAUGUGUGGAGAGACGGCCUCGACCAGGCAGGUGGCGAGUUUCUCCCCUUGGACAGCGCUUGCGAGGAGCACACCUGCCCGUGGGACUUCGCCGAAGAUGGAGUUGAUAUCGGACCUGGUGGAGUUCGGCUUCGAGGCGCGAACGGAGACAAGAUCCCGCCAGGGCGAAAGAUCUUCGUCGAGUAUGCGGCGCUGGACAUCAACGGCCACACGAUCAUCAACGCCAAGACGCCGUUCGUGCAGAGCGACGUGAAGGGAGCGCUCCUGAGCGCCGGCAAGCCCGCGAGGAACGGCAUCGACAUGCACUUCAAGAAAGAUGACCCGCGGCUGGAGAUCGACACCGACCGAGGCGGGCUCUUCAGCGACAGCUCGGUGGAAGACAUGCGGAAGAGGCUGAAGGAGCUCGAGGCCCCGAUCUGGGGCGCCAAGCAGCAGCCGCGGGGGCGCUCGGCGCACGCGGAGGCGAAGGUCGAGUUGCAGAUCAGGGAUGAGAAGUGGCUCGAGGAGCGCGCGAGGGGGCUGGCAGAAGCUGGGGGCCAGGGCGAAGUUAUCGUACCACGAGCUCCAGCUGAACCGACACCAGAAGAGCGAGCACGACACGAGGUCACGCACCUGCCUUAUCAGCCGCGGUGCGCGCGGUGCGUCAUGGGCAAGGGCAGGGCCAAGCCGCGCGAGCAGAGGCCAGAGGAGACGAAGGAGCUGCCAGAGUUCGAUAUGGACUUCUGCCACCUGAUGCAGGACCCGGAGAGGAAGCACAACCCUGGAGACCAGGCCUGGGCGACGACGCUGGCAUUGGUGGAUACGGCAGCGCAAAACCCCAUGGUAAUAGCAGCCCCGACGAAGUCCGACGAGACGAACUACAUCUCAUCAACCUGCACGUCUUUCGUCAAGCGGAUGGCCUACCCGAAGGCGAUGCUCAAGGUGGGCCCUGAGCAGGCGCUGGGAGUGAUCGCAGAGCAGGUAAGGCAGAAGUGCUUGACCGACGGGAUCAAGCUCGAGAUCAAGAAGACGCCGAGGUUCAGCAGCCAGAGCGUGGGAGCUGCGGGCAGAGCUCAGCAAUCAGCUGAAGGCCAGAUAAGGACGAUGAGGCUGGACAUGGAAGCGCGGUUAUGCAUGCAGAUCGACCCCUCCAUGGACACCUGGCCCUGGAUAGUGAGGCGCGCUGGCUGGGUGCUCGAGCGGUAUCACGCGAAGGCGAACCACAGAACAGCGUGCGAGGACAGCUACGGCAAAGCGUACCAGGGAGAAGUUCUGAAGUUCGGAGAAGCGGCGCUCUUCAAGUUGUCGGUCACGGCGACGGGCAAAAUACGAGGUGGAGUUAGACAAGGACGAGCUGACGACAGGCUCGAGAGAGGGAUCUGGUUGGGCAAGACGAUCGAGUCGGACGAGCACCUGUUCGGGACCAGCGAGGGCGUGUUCACCACCAGGACGGCCAAGAGGGCGCCAGUCUCAGAGCAGAGCCGAGCGGACCUCACCAAGGCCAUCAAGGGCACGCCGUGGGAUAGGUGCACCCAGAGCCACACGGUGGUGUUGCAGCAGCGGCAGCCCCAAGUCAGACAGCAGCUCCAGCUGGGGGCGAUGGCGCAGCUCCAGCUGGGGGCGACGGUGCAGCAAGCAUGGAUGCGAACGCACAGCGACGCCAAGACAAAGCUCAGCAUCAGGGCGCCGUCCGAGAAGAAGGCGAGGGUGGACGAGCUGGUCACGAUGGACGCGGAAGAGCACCAGGCGGACUUCGACGACGACGCCUACCUGCAGGAGAACAGGGACGAGUACCAGGGCGCCGACCCUGAUAUCGUGAAGGCCACUCUCAAGGGAAAGGAGAAGGAGAUGAAUGCGAUGGAGGAGUUCGACAUCUUCGACGUUGUUGGUACGAUCCCUGAUAACGCAGAUCUUCUGUCCACGAGAUGGGAAAGCACACCAAGAGGCCCAGACGGGUGGAGAUGCAGAUUCGUUGCGAAAGAAUUCAAGAGCGACGAUCCUGACCUCGAAGGGCUGUUCACGGCAGGAGCUACCAGCAGCACUGGAAGGCUCAUGGACCAGCACGCGGUGCAGCACGGUUACAACACGAUGGUCUUGGACGCCCAGAACGCGUACUUCCACGCCGACGAGGACGAGGAGGCGCACGUAGAUCCGCCAGUUGAGUGGGUCAAGCGGUACCACGCUCGCGGCGGCAAGAUCGCGAGGCAGUGGUGGAAGAUGAAGAAGCAGCUUUACGGGGAGCGCAAGGCCUCCAAUAAGUUCAACCAGUACGUGACGGACCAGACCAAUAUGCUCGGGAUCGAUCAGUGCCCCGAGCAGCCCAGCAUCUUCAGACGGCCAGGUUCAACACUGGUGUUCGAGGUGCACCAGGACGACAUCUACUCGUCAGGGAGCGACACGGAGUUGAAGUGGCUGAAGGAGAACUUAGCGCCAGUAUUCAAGCUCAAAGAGGCGAAUAUCAUGAAGGUUGGAUCAGUGCCACAGUACAUCGAAGACAUCUUGAGCGAGCUCGGGUUGACUGACUGCAAGGACGUGCCGACACCGAUGGUCAACGCGCGGAAGAACGAGGACCUGGAGUUGCCAGCCGCGAGCCCAGUCGACAAGAAGUCGUACAAUAAGUGCGUCGGGAUCCUCAGGCAUCUUCUGAAGUACAGGCCAGACAUCCCGUACGCAGUUCACGAGCUGAGCAAGUCACUCAGCGCACCGAGGGACCCAGACAUACAGAGGCUCAGACGGUUGGCAAGGUACCUGAAGGGCACGGCAGACUACGGGAUUUUGGUCACGAAGAGCGACAACACCGAGUACCUGUACGCCUACUCAGACGCAGCUUGGGCAGGAGACGUUAACGACAGGAAGAGCACGCCAGGCUGCGCGCUGAAGUUCGGCACGACGAACCUCAGGGAGUUCACGAAGGGCCAGAAUUGCCAGGCAUUCUCCUCUGGAGAGAGCGAGUUAUACGCGGCAGUCACCACGGUGGCGGAGGGCCUCCACAUGCAGAAGUUGAUGGAGUUCAUAGGGUUCCCAUUGGAGCUCAAGCUCAGGCUGGACUCGACGGCGGCUCGAGGCAUCAUAUCAAGGACUGGGUGUGGGGCGCUCAAGCACAUAGAGACGAGGCUGCUGUGGCUGCAAGCGAAGUACGACGAGGAGAAGCUCAAAGUUCACAAAGAGCCGACUGCCACCAACACGGCAGACGGCUGCACCAAGCCACUGCAGGCCACGAAGUUCGCGGAGUGGAGAGCGAGGCUUGGCAUGGGAUUCGACAACGGAGACGAGCUCGAGACCAGCAAGCGUGAGGCGGAUACCCAGAUAGCAGUGAUGGGCAGCUACGAGGUGGCGAGUCCGACGACGGUGACACCAUGCACGGCAUCACAGAUGAGUUGGGCCAUGCUGCUCAUGAUCAUCAUGAUCAGUCUAGUGGUUGGCUGCGUAAUGCACCACUACGCGGUGAAGAAGCUCACGGAGUUUCGCAGCACUUCCCUUGAG